This is a messenger RNA of Trichoderma asperellum CBS 433.97, 2538 nucleotides long. RefSeq lists its product as uncharacterized. Gene Ontology annotation, biological process: DNA repair; DNA alkylation repair. Gene Ontology annotation, molecular function: dioxygenase activity. The record is from RefSeq and is a predicted model, not a curated record. Gene Ontology annotation, cellular component: nucleus. Lineage: Eukaryota; Fungi; Ascomycota; Sordariomycetes; Hypocreales; Hypocreaceae.
AUGUUUGCCUUCGACCAAGCCGCGCUACCCCAGAUCACAACACGCAAAGCUCUCAUUGUGGUUGACUUUCAAAAUGAAUUCAUCGGUGAUGCUGAUGGCGGGCUGCCUGUCAAUCGUCCCGUAGGGUUUGUCAAACGUACGACUGAGAUAGCGGCCGCCUUUCGCCCUGUGGGAGAUGUCAUCUGGAUUCAGUCUCGGUUUGACAAAGCUCGUCCGAUUGAUGGCGAUCAGAUCGUAUUAUCAGAGAGCGCACCCGUUUUGCAAGCUGUAUCUCCUCAAAAGAAAGGAAAGACCAUUGUGACUGAGGCUUCUUCCGACGAAUCUCUGGACCCCGAAGCGUUUCUAAGCCACGAAGAGCCUUUACAUGCCAAUGCUUCUGAUCCAGGGAGCAACGUCCCAUUGGCUGUUGAGGAGGCCAUUCACAGCAAGGAUCUCAAAUUAACCAAGUCUUAUUACUCGGCGUUUCGUGGCACACAGUUACUUCGCGCUCUGCGUGGUAAAAUGGUUAUUGAAGUUUUCAUCUGCGGCUCUCUCGCGAAUAUCGGUGUCUAUGCUACCGCCAUGGACGCUGCUGGCCACGGUAUGGCCAUUACAGUCAUAGAAGACUGCUGCGGGUAUCGCCAUGAGUCCAGACAGGCUGCAGCGAUAAAAAAUCUCAUUGAGCUAACUGGCUGUGAGAUUUUAUCCUCGCAAGAAGUCCUUAAGACCUUAGGCCCAGGCAAAUCAGGGACUAAGACUCCUAGUGAACCACCAGACACAACAUCUGCUCCACGGGCAAAGGCUGUCGCUAGCGGCGAUGAAGAUAUCGUACAGUCCCUGUCAGGCCUCAAAUUAGAUUCCAGCCCAGCUGGCCCUAUCUCUGCUGUAGACAAGGCCAACCAGGCCCCUGAAGUCAAGGCCAAAUCUCAAGAGUCUGAAAAGGCUAGCACCGAAGUUGAAAAAGAGAAUAAGAAAGAUCAGUCUUUGGUUGAGGAUGGCUCAGCGGGACAUGUUGCGCCGGUUCCCACACUUGCCGAUUCCGAGAAUGAAAGUGACUCGUCACCUCAGUACAAGCUCUGCGAAGGUGAUACCGACGUCAUACGUGAUGCCCUGCCAAAGCCCUUAGCGGAUGAAGCUUUUGAUAAGCUUGAAAAAGAGGUGCUUUGGCAGCGAAUGUCCCACCAGGGCGGAGAGGUUCCCCGACUUGUCGCUGUCCAGGGCGAAGUGGACGAAGAUGGCACGAUGCCAGUGUAUCGUCACCCUGCCGAUGAGUCUCCACCCCUGUUGCCUUUUUCUCCAACAGUCCGAGCCAUCAAAGCCGAAAUAGAGAAGCAUCUUGGCCAUCCUCUAAACCAUGUCCUCAUUCAGUUUUACCGCGACGGAAAUGACUAUAUUUCUGAGCAUAGCGACAAAACGCUGGACAUUGUCAAGGGGUCUUAUAUCGCCAACGUCAGCCUUGGAGCGGAAAGAACCAUGAUACUAAGAACUAAGAGGCUGGAGAAGGAUCUUUCUGGGACAGCAGCCGCAAGGGAUGAGAAGCGAAAGAUUCAGCGUGCCAAACUUCCUCACAACUCACUCUGUCGCAUGGGCCUGCAGACAAAUAUGAAAUGGCUGCACGCCAUCCGACGAGACAAGCGCGCAGAUCGCGACAAGUCAGCUGCGGAACUGGCCUAUUCAGGCCGCCGUAUAUCGCUUACAUUCAGACACAUUGGAACAUUUCUGGAUCGUGAUGAGACUAUCAUCUGGGGUCAGGGGGCAACAGGCAAGACCCGCGACACCGCGCAUCCCAUAAGCAACGGCCAGAGCCCUGAGGCUGUUAAAAUGAUCCAGGCAUUCGGCACGGAGAAUCAUGCAUCAGAGUUUGACUGGCCUGCCCACUAUGGCCGUGGUUUUGACGUGCUGCAUAUCAGCAACUCCCCCAGGUUUUUUGCCUCCGCGGACCCAAUAGUGAACAUGCGCAUCACACUUAUGCUGGCCGAGUAUGGCAUUAAGUUUGCCAAGGGCAGUAUGGCUUCCGGCUCCGAAUCCGAUAAGGAGAACAACCCAACCGACCCGACCGCGCUAUGGUCUCUCCCCAUAAAAUUCAUCGAUAACGAUGCUGCUAAAUCCGUAAUUCAUGGCGACAUGGCUAUUAUGCUUUACCUUUACUCGCGCUAUGGCCCAGGUCGUGUCACUGGAUCAGAAGCCACCGCUCGGAAUCCAUCAGACCUUGCCAGGCUAUUUAGCCAGCUUCAACAGGGGAUGAAUCUGUUCAAUACCUGGCGGCAGUUGAGAAGCGAUGGAAGCACAGGUACUCGUGCCGGAGCACCACCUGUGACGUUGAAGCAAGAGCUUGCUGUUUGGGAUAGCUAUAUUGUCGACGGGCUGAAAACCGAGCGUGUUCCAUUCCUAUGUGGAGACGCCUUGACCCUUCCUGACUUUGUUGUCUGGCCAGUAUUGUACUCCAUUGUAGAAGAAUGCGGCUCGGAAGUCGCAUUUAAAGGCCUAGACGGGUUGCGGAAGUAUUAUGAGGCUGUUCGACAAUUGGAGAAUGUUGUUAUAGCUGUAGGGAAUCGCUAA